Molecule: messenger RNA, 4832 nt
Organism: Oreochromis aureus
Lineage: Eukaryota; Metazoa; Chordata; Actinopteri; Cichliformes; Cichlidae
Gene: zbtb1
Product: zinc finger and BTB domain containing 1
Exons: 2
Coding region: 260-2452 (730 amino acids)
Biological process (GO): negative regulation of transcription by RNA polymerase II; regulation of immune system process; regulation of cytokine production
Molecular function (GO): protein binding
Source: RefSeq, a predicted model, not a curated record
AUUACAACUUCAGUAUCUGUGAUGCAGGUUUUCUGUGUGUGGCUGGUGGGUUGAGCAGAUACAGUUUUUCAUUUUACUUUUUUUUUUUAUUUUCACUGUGCGACACAUUCCCACACGUUCCCAUGGUGUCAGCUUAGUUGCACGGAGUUUAAACGAACCAUCAAGGCAGAAACUUAUUUUUGAAACGUUAAAACUUUAUUUAACUUUAUUUUGAAGGGCCCCACUCUGACCGGAAGUUCCUUAUUUGGACUUCCUCGCUAUGUGCGGCUUGACGGCGCGGCGGGCUUUGCGGAAGUGCUUUCAUCCUGCGGGAGGAGAAGAAGAAGAAGAGGCUGCUCCUUCGUCUCCACAGCAAACCGUCCGCGGAGGACCCUUCGGAGCCCGGGAACCCCACAGCAGCAGCCCCUCCGCCGGCCUCCGGGACCCACGGGCGAUGGCGAGGCCGAGCCACAGCGAUCACGUCCUCCAGCAACUCAACAACCAGCGCGAGUGGGGCUUCCUGUGCGACUGUCUCAUUGCCAUCGGCGACAUCUACUUCCGGGCUCACAAGGCGGUGCUGGCGGCCUGCAGCUCCUACUUCAGGAUGAUGUUCAUCCGGGACCAGCAGGGGGCGGGCCGCCUGGACCUGAGUAACAUGCAGAUCAGUGCUGAGUGCUUCGACCUCAUCCUGCAGCUCAUGUACCUCGGGCGCAUCGUCGUGGGCAGUUAUGAGUUUGAGGAGCUGAAAGCGUCCAUGGCAUACCUGCAGAUGUACUACAUCCCCGACUCGCUGGAGGACCUCAGGGACAUCAGGAGCUCCAAUAUCACGCCGUCCUCCUCUGCCUCUGCCUCCUCCUCCUCCUCAUCCAGCUCCUCCGCUGGGCCUGCUGGCGGGAAGAUGAUGUUUGGUGUGCGCAUGUACGAGCAGCAGCGGCCCGCGGCACCUGAAGGGGAGCGUCUGCCGAAGGCCGUCACGAGCAGCACGGGGCGUCCGGCCGUUCCUGCUGCAGUUGGCAGGCCAGCCACGACUGAAGAGGCGGCAACCACUCCUCUGAUUGUGGCGGCGCCAGUUUCAGACGGAGCAGGUGAGCAGCCGUGUGACCUGAGGAAGCGGUCGGGCGGCAGGAGUUCAACUCUCAAGGACCGCCCUAGGUUCGGUCGCACGUACACCUGUGAUGACUGUGGCUUCGUGUUCAGCUGCGAGAAGCUUCUAAUCGAGCAUAUCCUCACCUGUACCAACCGCAAAGCCUUCCACCCACCCCGAGGCAACACUGAGGGUGACAACGACUCAAGUAAAGCAGAGAGCUCCGCCUCAGAGAGCGUGGAGGAGCACCGGGUCAUCUGUAAAGGCGAGGACGACUGGCCUGAGGCCAAGACUGCCCGGUCAGUCCCAGGCGGACCAGACGGCGAGGCUGGGUCCACCAGGAGCAUCAAGACCGAACCAGAAGAGAGCAUGUUCCCUGAGAUUGAGGUGGUCCGUGUCGGUGAGCACGCCGCCAGAGAUUUUAGUGCUCGCUUUGGUGACGCAGCGCUGAGGGACAAGAUGCCAUCGGACCGCGAGCCCGAGCCCGGUGUCUCCGGUUUGGAAAACAGCAGCGAGCCUUUCGAAGGCAACGAUUCCGGCAUCCCCGCCAAGCUCCGGAAGGUCAAAGACGAGAAGCAGGAUGCUGAUGGCACGCCCUGCGAGGUGUGCGGCGCUCUGUUAUUGGAGGAGGACAAGUCCGCGCACUACCUGUCUAACCACAUGGGGCACAUAUGUGCCUGCGGCAGGUGCGGCCAGGUGUUGAUCAAAGGCCGGCAGCUGCAGGAGCACGCCGAGCGCUGCGGUGAAUCCCACGGAGCCGAGUCGGACUCCCAUGGCGAGGAUGAGGCGUCCCUGCUGGAGGAGCCGCACGGGAUGGAGGAGGGGCUACUGGAGGCGGCCGACCUGGCGUGCCCGCACUGCGGCCUGCUGUUCCAGAACGAGAGCCUAGCGCUGGAGCACGCUCUAUCCUGCCACGACCAGGAGCUGUUCCGGCCCACCAUGCUGGAGGAAGGCGGCGAGCCCGACCACCGCCGCAAACACUUCUGCAGCAUCUGCGGCAAAGGCUUCUACCAGCGCUGCCACCUGCGUGAGCACUACACCGUCCACACCAAGGAAAAGCAGUUCACCUGCCAGACCUGUGGCAAGCAGUUCCUGCGUGAGCGCCAACUCCGCCUCCACACUGACAUGCAUAAAGGUAUGGCGCGCUACGUGUGCCCCGUGUGCGACCAGGGGACCUUCCUCAAACACGACCAUGUGCGUCACAUGAUCUCCCACCUGUCAGCUGGGGAAACCAUCUGCCAGGUGUGCUUCCAGAUCUUCCCGGGUGGCGAACAGCUGGAGAAGCACAUGGACGUCCACCUGUACAUCUGUGGCGUGUGCGGUGAGAAGUUCCGCUUGCGCAAAGACAUGCGGAGCCACUAUAACUCCAAACACACCAAGAGACUAUAACGGCGCCGGCGCCGCUGCCGCGUCCACAAGUCUGUUACUAAGAAGCCAUAAAUGUGAGAACAAAGAAUGCACUUGAACACCAAAAAGACUGAACUGCACUUUGAAGCCGUAUGCAAACUAACCAGGCGUCACACUGCGAGCGGCGAGCUGCGGGUCCAGCAGCGCCUUAGUGACUUCUGUCCGCUCGAGGCUUUGCGCAACAGGAAGCUGGUGGGUUGGUAGAUACGUGAGGCACACCUGAGGCAGGAAGCCUCGUGUUAGAAUAAAUAGCAAACAGCAUGCCGCCUAGAAGCAGACUGCUAGGUGUCGGUACAUGGAGAGUGGGAGGUGGGCGGUGGCACACAGGCUCCACCUACAGCCUGCCUCUCUCCAUGACGAUGGUAUAGUCACCAUGCGUGACAGGAUGGUUCUGUCUGCCAUAUUGGAGCUGAACUUGGUGGUGAAAGAGGCAGACCUUUUUCUGGAGGGAGGGGUGUGUUUGUUUUAUAACACCAGACAAAGCAAUGCAAGCUGUUUAGAGCGUGAACAGUUGUUUUAUCCUCCAAUUCAGUUGAACUUCAUUAUACGCAAACACUUAUUAUACGGCACACAGUCACAACAGCAGUCGCCUCGUGGCACUCUGUGAGAUUAACCCCUGAGAAAAUUAAAAGGCCAAAACGAGCCGCCCAACGAAUUACAUGCCAGGAAACAAAGAUUACAAAUAAUUGAACCCAUAGUAAAAUAUGAUUGGUCGCACAGAGGUCACGUUUCCUGUUGUUCUUUUUUUAAAUGUUUAAAUAUGAGCUGAAACUCAAAACUGCCCUUGCGUGAUUUUCAGAGCAAUGAGGCGCUAUGCUGCCUUAAAUUCCAACUCACAGAGUGCACGGUUCAAAUCGCGGCCUCAAACCGAUGUGGUCAUGUGGCCUUCUCUGAGCUUUAAUCACGUCUCAGGUCCAAAAGUAAUGCACAGAAACCCACCAGUCAGAUGACCAGAUGAAACUGGCCCCGUCACAGGCCGGUGUGAGCUGUGGUGGCUCCACAGAUUUCUGAGCUUCUGUUUUAAAACGUUACCUGAAACUGGCUGCAGGUCAGGACGCAGCUGCUCUGUUUUCUAAACAAACCAUGAAGGCGACGCGCCGUCAGCUGGUACCUGCACGGCCAAUCACGCUCUCAGCUGACGCGCUGAUCGUUUUUAUAGUUUUUAUUAAGUUAUAAUCGCAUGUAUGAUAUUGUCUGACAGCUGUGAUGGCCAAUCAGCUGCUCGUAUCAAAGAGCAGGAAUCUCGCAGUCGCGUAGAGGAGGCACCACCCUCCACUCCACCCGUUACAGCUCAGGUCUGAACAAGUCGACCGUAGCGUUUCCGUCCAGUGGGCCAAGCGGAGGACUUGCAGACCUCCACAGAUCGUAGUGUUCAGGUUCAGCACGCGCACGCUCCGCUGAUGUCAUCACAACCUAAAAAUGUUAUACUGACUGAUUAAAAAGAGUCAGUCGAAGCUCCGCCCACGCCCACGGUCGGCGCUCGUGCUGCUCGCAGUGUGAUCUCCAGAGGAAAUACAAAUUAGUAUGUCUGCUGAAACGGCGCCCCCUGUGGCCUGCGUGGAGAGAACUUCCUGUUUGCGAGGGUGCGCUCCCUCAUGCUUGGAUGUUUCCCAAAAUACUAAAGCCUGUUACGACUUCCUUACUCUGUCAUCGUCCCACGCGCUCUGUGAUUGGUGCCUUUACUGUAACACUCCGUCCCUUCUGUCAAACUCACGGCGAUGUGUGAGGGGCGGGCCAGCACGGAAGGUCACAACUGCCCUCAGACUGAACCGGCCAAUGAAAAAUCCAACAACUAAACACUAGAAACAGUCACCUCGACUCUUACCCUCAGACUUCCUGUGAUGCCUUACGAGUCUCUCGAAGUGUUCACUUGCCAUCGCGGCGCCAGCAGUACGGGAUCGGACCAGAUCCAGCUGCUCAGAACCAACCAGUCGUUACAGGCUUGACUUAAUUAGACUAUCAGAACCAAUCAGAAUGAGCUCCACGAAAUGAUUCUGCGGCUGCUCGGACAAUCAGCCCUUACCCCCUCGUCUUCUCAUUGGCUCACAGUGAGACUGUUUCCUGUGGACUAAGACCUGAAACCAAACAAACUCCAGCUGAACUCAAACUAAUUCAACUUUCACCUAAUCAGCACUAACAGAAGUCAGGGACCCGCCCCUUUAACGCCUCACCAGUUCAGACCAGUUUAAGCUGGCUCAGGUCGGGACCGUGUGGAUCUGACCAAGGUGGCGGGUCCACCUGGUGACCCCAGAUGUAAACGAAUGUCGUCUUAAGUAAAGCUAACGAUGUCAGCUGUUUGUUCUUCUUCUUGGAUUGUUUUUCUGUUUGUGACCACGACUCUUAAUAAACCGAGUGAACCUGA